AUGGCAUACGGACAGUGGGUCUACAUCAUCAUCCAGAGCAAGAUUGCUUCUGGUGAGAUCUCUCUCAAAAAUGUCAGCCUCAAUUGGGGAAAAUUCUAUCAGUGGGAUAACAAGGAUCAAGAGAUCUCGACCGACGAUGUCCAGAAAGUCGUCAUCCCAUCCAACAAGUCGGCCGGUGUUGCCUCUUGCGGCAGAUCUGACGCGUCUUCUGGAACCGAGGGCUCGUUUGACCUCUAUGAUGGCGACAACAAAAUCUGCAACAUCUACUGGGACUGCCCUUGGGGCAGCAAGACCAACACUUUCACUGUCGGCUCUGUUGAUGAUGACUACAUGGUCCAGGCCACCGGCGCCAACUUGGAUAGUGGUGCUAUUGGGACCGUCACGGUCAAGGUCGCUAAGUUCUAG
Fusarium poae is the source of this 405-nucleotide messenger RNA. RefSeq lists its product as uncharacterized. Lineage: Eukaryota; Fungi; Ascomycota; Sordariomycetes; Hypocreales; Nectriaceae. The transcript has 2 exons. The coding region runs from base 1 to 405 and encodes 134 amino acids. The record is from RefSeq and is a predicted model, not a curated record. Gene Ontology annotation, biological process: symbiont-mediated hemolysis of host erythrocyte.